AUGUCAGAUAGUAGUAAAGAAGAUAUUCCGAUAAUAAUAAAUGGUAAACCAUAUCCGGACAUAGUUAAGAAUCCUCUUAAUGAAAUUGCAUUGACCUCAUAUAUUCUAGGAGCAUUAUUUGGUAUUUCACUAGGGUUAAUUCCUUUUGUUUCAUUCAGAGCAUUCAAUUUAUAUCUAAUGGCCCUAUCGACUUUUCAUUUCUUAGAGUUUUACAUUACUGCUAAAUACAAUCGAGGCAAGGUCCACAGUGAGUCCUUUUUAAUUAACAAUGGUGUUGAAUAUAUUUCAGCUCAUCUUGUUGCAAUUUGUGAAUGUUCAAUCGAAAGAGUAUUUUUUAAUAGUGCAAAGAGAAGCGAUUCAUCAUUUAUAAAUUCAAUUAUAUUCAUAGUGGGCCUUUGUCUUGUUAUCAUUGGCCAAGUUAUUAGAUCAUUAGCUAUGUAUACUGCUGGGCAAUCAUUUUCUCAUAUAGUAAAAACGUCAAAAAUUGAAGAUCAUGAUCUAGUUACCGAUGGAAUUUACUCGUUUUUCAGGCAUCCAAGUUAUUUUGGAUUUUUCUGGUGGGCAAUUGGAACUCAAAUGAUGCUAUUAAACCCGAUUUCUUUUGUGUUAUUUUCAUUCGUAUUAUGGAGAUUCUUCAGUAAAAGAAUCAAUUAUGAAGAGAAAUAUCUGGUUGAAUUUUUUGGUAAGAAGUAUCUAGAUUACAAAAAGACUGUCCCAGUAAGAAUUCCAUUCAUUAAUUAA
Tetrapisispora phaffii CBS 4417 is the source of this 741-nucleotide messenger RNA. It is a transcript of the gene STE14, whose product is annotated as protein-S-isoprenylcysteine carboxyl O-methyltransferase. The transcript has a single exon. Bases 1 to 741 code for a protein of 246 amino acids. Gene Ontology annotation, cellular component: endoplasmic reticulum; membrane. The record is from RefSeq and is a predicted model, not a curated record. Gene Ontology annotation, molecular function: protein C-terminal S-isoprenylcysteine carboxyl O-methyltransferase activity. Lineage: Eukaryota; Fungi; Ascomycota; Saccharomycetes; Saccharomycetales; Saccharomycetaceae. Gene Ontology annotation, biological process: C-terminal protein methylation.